Messenger RNA from Oreochromis niloticus (Nile tilapia), 8148 nucleotides. RefSeq names its product ubiquitin specific peptidase 43a (gene usp43a). The transcript is spliced from 16 exons. The record is from RefSeq and is a predicted model, not a curated record. Gene Ontology annotation, biological process: protein deubiquitination. The coding region runs from base 511 to 4200 and encodes 1229 amino acids. Lineage: Eukaryota; Metazoa; Chordata; Actinopteri; Cichliformes; Cichlidae. Gene Ontology annotation, molecular function: cysteine-type deubiquitinase activity.
CGAAUGACCUGUCAUCCACUAGUUGUGAAUGACUUAACCGCAUACAUAUUUGUGUUGAUAAUAGCCUACAGUCUAAUUCAGGUUAAUUAAAUUCUUGCCUGAGAGGCGGGCAGUUAAACAGGAUCCUUGGCAAUUCAAUGAGGCCCCACAGACAGGAGAAGAGGGAAGAACAGGGGUGUUGAGAGAGAGAGUCAAAGACCGCCAGGCGCACGAUCCAGCGCUGAGAGCCAUCGACGAGGAAGUAUAAAUGAACCUGCGAUGUGGAAGAAGGAGAGCCGCUCGUCUCUGUAGCUCCUGCAGAGAUAGAUCGUCACCCGACAAAACGCGCGCACCGGCGAUAGCGAGAUGUCGAUGGGAUAAUAUCAGCAAUAAUGUGCCUUAUUGGCUUCUCGGCAGUGAGGUUUGUGGAGAGAAGUGAGACGGAGGAAGAGGAGGGGUAGACAGCCUGGCAGACAGGUGCGCGUUGAUAGUCUGUUUCAUUUUCUCUCGGUCCGUUUAAGUGAUAGAGCCAUGGAUACCCGUAAGGAAAGCAAGGUAAGAAGACAACCCAUGAAACCCAAAACGACGAAGGCAAAGGAGAAGAAAUACAAAUCUGGGAGGUUUACUAGACGGAAAUCGCUUCGAUCUUUUGGGAAUUUCAUGGGAAGGAUCCUUAAAACUUUGGGCACUUUAGCGCACUUUGGCGACGCGGAACAGCAGGACGCAGAAGACGACGACGGCGGUUUCGGGCAAAGCGCGUCGGGUGGUUUCAAAGAUAACUGUUCGCAGAUCUCCAGGGAAGGAACCGUAAAGAAGAGCUCCACGGUUUCGUCCAUUCACGGCUCGGUGAAAGACAGGCUGUCGUGGUGCUACGGCGACAAGACCCCGGGAGUGCUGGGACUGAAGAACCACGGCAACACCUGUUUCAUGAACGCCGUGGUUCAGUGCCUCAGCAACACGGACCUGCUCGCCGAAUACCUCGGGUUGGAGCAGUAUAAGUCGGAUAUUUGCCUCCAGAGGGUGAACGGGGAGGUGAGAGGAGCGGAGUCGCAGACCGCCAGGGGAGAGGUGACAGAGCAGCUGGCGUCGCUGGUUCGAGCGCUUUGGACGCUGGAGUACACGCCGCAGCUGUCUGUGGAGUUCAAGAGCAUUGUGGCCAAAUAUGCAUCUCAGUUUCGUGGAAACUCUCAGCAUGAUGCCCUUGAGUUCCUCCUCUGGCUUUUAGAUAGAGUUCAUGAAGAUGCCAAUUCCAGCCCUGACAACAAGAACAGCAGCACCAAGACCAAAGCCAAUGCCAAGGGGGCCAGUUCAUUGGAUAAUGCUUCCAGUCCCAGUGUAGCCAGCAUACAGCAACCUCGAGGGCGACACAGUUUUGUCCACGAACACUUCCAGGCUCAGUACAGGUCUUCUCUGACGUGCCCCCAUUGCCUUAAGCAGAGCAACACCUUUGAUCCAUUUUUAUGCAUCUCUCUGCCUAUUCCUCUACGACAAACCAGGCCAAUGUGUGUGACGUUGGUGUUCAACACAAAGGGUCAGAGGCAUCUGCGAGUGGGGCUGGCUGUACCGCUGUUUGGCUCCCUGUCCAGUCUGAGAGCUUUGGUAGCAGCAGAGGGCAACAUCUCUCCUGACCAGGUCAUCCUGGUGGAGUUGUAUUCCACGGGGUUCCAGCGUUCCUUCUCAGAUGAAGAAGACCUGACUGCAAUUGCUGAUAGCGAUGUUGUCUAUGCCUUCCAGGCUCCUUCACUCUCCAGUCGUGGAGGCUCCGCACAACACUCAGGGUAUCACCACAGCCUCCCUUCCUCCCCCUACGCCUUCAUGGCUGGACCUGAUGGUCAGAGGUUACCUCCAUCUGGCACCCUCUCCUCUGAGUAUCUGAACCAGGGUAACUCCAAGGUCCUCCUCCUCAUCUGCAACACAGCUGGAUCUGCCUCGCAAGCUGUCAGGUUUGGACCUCCAUUUCUUAUCCUUGAGGACAGGAGUAUCUCCUGGGACCAGCUGCAUCAGAGCAUCCUCAGUAAGCUCUAUUAUCUGAUGCUGAAUGGAUCUCAGGCUCAGAGUGCUGGGGCGUUGUUUAAGAUCAGAGUGGUGGGAGGAUCGGCAGCCUACAGCUACCUGUCCCCACAGGACGGCAGGCCACUGUACCACCCUGCUGUUGACAGAGCUCUGAAGUUCUGCGGCCCAGGAGGACCCCCACAUGUGAAGCUUGUUAUCGAAUGGGAGCCAAGCACCAAAGAAUGUUUAUUUGGCAGCAUCCAGGAGGAAGUAGUGAAGGAUGCAGAGAGCGUGAGGAACCAGCAGCAACAACACCUUCAGCAGCAUAGCUGUACCUUGGAUGAGUGCUUUAAGCUGUACACCAAAGAAGAACAGCUUGCACCAGAUGAUGCCUGGAAGUGCCCCCACUGUAAGCAGCUUCAGCAGGGCAUGGUGAAGAUGAGCCUGUGGACUCUGCCAGACAUACUGAUCCUCCAUCUCAAGCGCUUCCGUCAGGUUGGAGAGCGAAGGAACAAGCUGUCAACACUCGUGCGUUUCCCUCUAACUGGUCUGGACAUGGCACCGCAUGUAGUGAAGAGAAGCCAGAGCAUGAAGAACCUGAAUAUGGGGCCAUCGCCACCUUCCUGGAAACAGCACUCAGGCCAACCACACCAAGCUGCUGACAUGAUGCUUCCUCACGAAUUCCUGUAUGAUCUUUAUGCUGUGUGUAACCAUCACGGGGGAAUGCAUGGAGGACAUUAUACUGCUUACUGUAGGAAUUCAGUGGAUGGUCAGUGGUAUAGCUACGACGACAGCAGUGUAGACCUGGUGCAAGACGAGGAAGUCUGCACAAGGGGUGCUUACAUCCUUUUCUACCAGAGACGAAACAUCAUUCCCCCGUGGUCAGCCAGCAGCUCCAUCAGAGGCUCCACAAGUUCAUCAGUGUCAGACCACUGGCUAAUCAGGCUGACAGGAGAGAGUAAGAGAGGCAGUCUGGUGUCUCAUACAUCCACCACCUGUCCGUCUUCCUUACCUGACUCUCCAGAGUCUCCAGUCUUCCUGGACAAUGGCUUCAAAGAUGAAAGAGGUGGAUUUGAGAAGAGGCCAUUUGUCAGAGGUCUUCAGGGGCGCAGCAUGAGCCUGAGAGCCCCCAGCAAAAACAAGGAUACCUUAAGCAGAGUACUUCCAAUGCGCUGGUCCUUUGGUUCCAAGGACCGACGAAAACCUGACCCAGUCCCUCCCCCUGAACCUGAUCCUGCCCCUGUAGAACUGGUACAGUACUUGGAAUCUGGCCGGCGUCCCCGGUGCACAAAGGAUCCGAUAGCGACGUUAAUGAAUGAACCACGCAGCACAAAGGAAGCUGCAAAGAGCCGUGCUGCAGCCAAUGUUCGUUCGUCUAGCGUUGGAAGUAUAAGUUGUGUGGGUAAGACGGGGGAGGAGCCGCCAUUUCUAAAGGUCCCAGAGGGCCAGAAGUGGCCAUCAGAUAAAGCAGCUAGUCUGAGACGCAGUAAGGGGAGCCAGGCAAAGGAUGAGAGCACUGUGAAUAUCAGGAGCAGCUCUAGCACUAACACUCUAACCAGGAGGAAGGAUGGAAGGAAACAGAGCUCCUCCAAAUCUUCACAGGAUACUGAGACAAAACGGAGAUCCAGUACUGGAGUUCAGCCCAGCUACAGCACACCCAGUCUCCAAGAUGGAACUCUGAGGAGACAAAAGGGAGACAGGGCUGAUAGGGAACGCCACAGCACACAAGAAGAAAACUCUAAGAACAAGAUAGCAGACGUGCCUAAGAGCCAUGACGGAAUACUGUCCUUCUUUAGAGGUAGCUUCCUGAAGAAGGAUAAAGAUUCAAGGAAACCCACUGAGGAUGAGUCAGUGAAACCAGUAGUUGAAGAAGAAAGCAGAAGGACCUUGUCGAGGCCAUCACUGUCCAAUGGAGCAGCAGGAGGCCGAACCGGAGAAGAAAGACUCAAGUCCAAAAGCUCAGGCCGUGUGGUUAACGAGCAGGUAAACGGUAAGGUGGGACGCAAAGCAACUGAAAUCAAACGCUCCCAGAGCUCCACCAACAUCCCAACUAAAGCCGAGCAGAGCGUUCGUAGGACGGCAUCUUUGCACCGUAAUGGGAUGUCAACAACGCCAGCACCAUCGCGCAGUCUGACAAGCGACAAACCAUCUCACGGCACCUUGCAGAGGACUCGUUACAGCACAACCUCACUGGGGCGCAAAAAGACAGUCCCUGAGUCCAGCUUCUAACACAGAGACACAUAAAGCCUUUUUCCUAAAAGAAAGUGAAGGACAUUAAAUCUCCAAGAUCAAAGCAAUAGUGCUCCAUUCACAGUAAUACACCUUUUUUGUUCCUGGAAAAUUAACCGAGUCAAGUAGUUUGCUCCAUGUAAGACACAGAAUAAAUGAAAGGUCCUCUGCUGCUCAAGAGGGCAUUAAUGAGCAAAAUUAGGUGAUAUGACCUGUCCAUUAAAUAUGAGAGGGAGUCCUUCUCCAUUCUAUUUUUUAUGACCCAAAUAAGUGCCUGAUCAGCCGAUAUGCAGUUUAGACCGAUUGGUUUAUGUCAGUUUAGAACUGAAAGCACGCAGCAGCACACCUACAAACAUACUGUACACAUAUGUGUCUUAUUAACGUAGCGUGAGCGUUGGAAGUCAUCACUCUGUUUCGAACUCUUACGGUUGCUGCUUACAAUUAAGACACACUGAUUGUGUUCAUUUAUAAGAAUGUACUGUGUCUACUUGAUAAACGGUGGUGCUUUGAGACCUAAAUCUCUGAAUAAUGUCAGUUGUUUAUUUUUAAUACUUUGUUUAAAGCACAGUAUGUUUUAUUUUUUAAAGGAUUGAUUUUUUUUCUUUUUCCUAAAUGACCCAGUCUGCAGCAGCGGUUGAUUCAGUGAUUUAUAGCUGAGCCUGACUAAGUGAACACUUUAAAAACACUAUUGUUUACUGUGAAUUGUAAGAUUAAUACACUAUCCCUUAGUGUUCUAGUAAUGACUGUUGAAUAUUAAACUGUUUGUUUUCUUCUAUUGCUACUUUCAUGUACCUAUCCCGUCGUGUCCCUUAAUGGUAAAUAAUUGUUUCCCUUGCUUUCCUAACACCUGAUGACUGUCAACAGUUUAAUGUCAUCAUUCGUGGAGGGGAGGACCACAAAAAGCAAAGCAAAAGAGAGUGACUUCUGCUCGUGACUUAAAAAACAAAAACAAAAAAAAAAACAGGAUGUGGCCACACAAAAUCCUGUCUUAUUGAAGCUGUGACUGAUAGAAAAAUUCUGCCUCUCUGGGCAUGAUUUUGAUGAGUAUACCUCCAAAAUUGAUGGUCUGCAAAAUUACUGGUUACUCUUUGAUAGUGACUGAUUUUUACCAGAACAUGACAUUUACUUAGGAAAUAGUGACUAUUUGGCCAGUAGGAAAAUGGACAGAAAAUACAAGGCAUGGAAGAUUAGGGAGCAGUGUUUGUUAUAGUAAAGAAAAUCUAUUCUAUAAAACUACAGAAGAGAAAUAGAGUAUACAUGAUAAUAUGCAUUUUCCUUUAUUUAUAGAUUUACUGUCUAUUUACUGUUGCAGAAUUGUUUUUGUUUAUUUUUUAAAGUGUGGCACAGUAAAUGCUAUGUUAUGUUACUUUAAUUUUGGUUGUUUAGGCUAAGCUAAUUUAGCUGUUCCCUUCUGAAUCCAUCCUAAUGGUUCUGGAUAUUUUCCCUGUCCACAUGUUUUAUAUGUAGGGGCAAAAAAGUAUACUAAUAUAUUUUAUUAAACUCUCUUUUUGUUUUGUAAAAAUACUUUUUUUUUCAAAUUGCUACCUUUUCCAAUAUAUACAUCCUUCUUAUUUAAAUCAUUAGUUGGACUGCAUGCAGGCAAUAUAAAGUAGAGCGAACUGAUUCUCAAAAAAAUUCAAGGACAACUUCCAAACAUCCGAACGCAGCAUAAUGAUUUAAUCUUCUUCAUCUAGCUGUCCUACAGAUCGACAUAUAAUUUGAUGUUAUGUUUAUUAAUUUCUCAUCAACAGCACCUUGGUGCAAUCUUGCAGCCUUCAAGAUAACUGAAUGGCCAAAUAUUCUGAUGAAUUUCUAUCAAAAAUCCAGUUUAUUAUUGAGUAAAUACCUUAGUACAAUCCUCUCUUUGUAUCUAUAAUCACCAUGAAUAUACAGCUUUCUUCUAUAAUCUAGGAAUUAAAAAGCAGUAUCCCUUUUAUUGUACAAAAACUUCUACUUUUACUUAAUUUUAACAUCUGAAAACCAAUGCUAAUAUUUAGUAAACUAAUUCAGACUAUCCUGAUAGCAAAUAAUCUUAUAUUUAUGCCAAAUGCACAUGUGCAAUUAUUUCUUUCUUCUUUCUUGACUGUAACUUUGCAUCAGUGGGUUAUACUAGAGAGUAUUAGAGAAUAGAACAAGCUUUGUGUCUUUGUAAUGGUAGAAGGAGGGGUACAAGGUACUAAGAGCUUAUGCACAUUUGACUAUGAGUAUUGUGUGCUUUUGUUUUGUGUAUUGAAAAGCACAUAUGUUCGAAGUAAACAGAUCGACACUAAAAAGCUUCAGUUGCUGCUAUAGCUAGCUUGUCGUAGUGCCUCUGUUGAAACACUGGAGAGAAUGUUGAAGUACAAUCGAGCAGUUGAAGCAAACUCUUAUGAAAGUAGGUUUUCUAUGCACAUCACAAAUGGAGAUCUUUCUGUCAUUGUUUUGUUUACAAGUCAGACACUGGAUUUAAUAUUUUUUAAUGUCGUUAUCAAAAGUGCAAACAGCUGUUUCUUAUCGUCACUUACUUUUAAGUUUUAGUAUCUGAUGCAAGGGUUUGGUAGCUCUGCUAAACAUAUCUGGUUUGUGUUAAAUGUUUUGGACAGAUCUGAGUUUACCUGUGAAGACUAUUUCCUUCCUCAGGAGCUCCGUGAAGGAUGUCAGGCGCUUAAUUGCACAUUUAUCACUCCAACCGACCCCCACCCACGUUCCUAUGCUCCCAAUUCCCGUCAUGAAUGUUUGAAUUUUCUUUGCUUGUUGUAGUUUUCGAUGUGAGCAACCAAAACUUCAAAACUAUGUUUUCUUUGUGGCCUUUAAGGUGCCUGCCUGAGAUUUGACUUCAAUGGGAUUAUUGCAUGUUUGUGUUGUACAGUUCAGUCUGCAGACCAAGAUGUGUGUUUUGUUUUGAACCAAAAGUCAUAUCGACAAAUGAUUUAGUCCUGAUUAGUUAUAUGUUUGGGAAAAGAUAUAACUUGUUACGGCAGAUAAGAUUUAUAGGUAUUUGCUUUAAAAGACGUUAUUUUUUUUAAGGGUGUCUUUCUUUUUUAACAUUCGUUUGAAUUUCUUUAUUUGGUAGGGGGCAAAAAAUUUGUGCCAACAUUCAACAAGUCAAAGUUGCAGGCUUCGUUUUCUUCUGAAAUGUCAAGAGGGAUUGGUGGUGGCUUUGUUUUGAUGAUGGCUGCUGCAUUUAUGUCCUCAACAGUAAUUCACAAAGACUGCUGUUCUCAAACACACAAGUAGCACAUUCAACAAAAAGUCAGAAAUUGCUAUAAUUAGAGAGCUGAUAAAAUGACACAGAUUUCUGUUUUUCACAGGCUUGCUCUCGUCAGCAGACUGACAAGUAUUUCUUUCUAUUUAACAUAACAAAUGCAAACAUUCUCACAAUGUGGCCUGUGGUAUACGAUAAAAUGUGUGAAAUAUUUCCUUUCAACCAGUGAAACUGACAUAAAGCCCAGCAGGUUAUUGAAACCUGUGCAAAUUCUCACCCUUACUGCUAAAAACUUGUAUAUUACAAUUAUCAGUGAAAUAGCCGGUGUGUUAGAUGUAAGUUAGAAACUUUAAGUGACACACGGUCUGUUUUGGUUUUCUCAACCCACAUGUGGCCACAUACAUGCAGUGUUUAUCAAACUGAGCACUUUUAUGUGGUAAGAGAUGUUUUUUAUAUGCAAUUUUUCUACAAUUUUUCUAAGUAAAAUCUCUGUAUAUAUUUGUGUAUAAACGCAGAGGGGAAUAUAUGCGUGUGUGUGUGUGUGUGUGUGUGUAAGAGAGAAAUAAAUGAAUAAAUAUGGACGCAGCGCCUGCAUGGUGUAGUGUUUGGGAAUGAACUGUCAUGCACUGUUUUCCAUUGCAUUGCACAAGUUGGUUUUCGCUACAGUUUCUGCUUAAAUUGUCAUCUGUACAUGAUGGUAUAUUAUAUAUAUUUGUUAUAUCAUAUUCUAUUUUUCAAUAUAACAAAUAAAAAUAUGUUAUUUA